Molecule: messenger RNA, 6405 nt
Organism: Capra hircus (goat)
Lineage: Eukaryota; Metazoa; Chordata; Mammalia; Artiodactyla; Bovidae
Gene: DNAAF2
Product: dynein axonemal assembly factor 2
Exons: 3
Coding region: 2402-4888 (828 amino acids)
Biological process (GO): axonemal dynein complex assembly
Cellular component (GO): cytoplasm
Source: RefSeq, a predicted model, not a curated record
AUAUGAAUUUGAGCAAACUCUAGGAGAUAGUGAAGGAGAGGGGAGCCUGGCGUGGGAGCGAUUGAACAAUUCACAUGCUAACUGUUCACCAUAAGAGUCUUAAUGGUGUAUUUAAUAAUUUCAAAUUGUUUAAAUUUCAAGUCAUAGAAUUUAUUCUAAUGAUAGUGAAAACCAUGUUUCAGGAUAUUACUGUGGUAUUCAAUACAUUACCUUUUGCACUGAAAAUUUAAAAACAUUGUCCUCACAGUUUUUACCUUUAAGAGAAGUAAUAUUCACUUUGAAGCAGCCCUGUUUUUCUAUUUUGGGCAUAACCGCUCAAUACUAUCCCCUUAUCUUUUAGUUUAUGGCGGGAACUACAAUGAGAGCCCAGAAAUCAAUCUUGAGUGAUAGGACAUUGUUAAAGGUACAAAGAGUGUUUCAAACAUAGGAAUAAUCUAAAUAUUAUAGACAACUUGGAAUGGAAGACCCUUCUUUCAAAGAAACUUAGCUUUGAGGGGAAGAGAUACUAAUAAAACUAAAAUGACAUUGAAGGAAAUUCCUCAAGAAAGUUAAUCUGCAUACUGUGAUAAACGAAUUGUGGUUAAGGAUGAAGUGGCAAUUUGAGAUAUGGUUUGAGGAUGUAAAUUUUCAAAAUAUUAGAAAAGGCCUGAUGUUAAAACAGCAAGAUAGAGCUUUAAUCUCAAGAAUAUUAAAGCCUGGAAAUUUUGAUUAAAAGUGAAAUCAAGGCAUAAUUCCAAAAGCUACUAGAUUACUUGGAAAAAUUUACAAUCUAGGCCUUGAAACUGGUACUGAAAUAGACACUGCCAGAUUGUUGGUCUAGUUUCAAGAACCAUAGAGCUAAACAUGAAAGAUUUCUUUAGGAACACAUUUAAUGCCUAGAAAUACAGGGUGCAUUAGGGGUUAGCAAGGUGAAGAAAGAUGAAGCAGAGCAGUUAACUAUGAGCAGGUAAAUUACCAGAAUUAUAAUUAUUAGAAUAAGACAGGAAUUAGAACCAGUUAGUGGUGGACAUUGACUGGAAAUUAAAAGGAAGCAUGGAUCUGAAAAAUGGGGUAGCAGACAAACAGUACUGCAGGAGUACCCAGAGCUAAUACUGUGAGGACCAACAGGAGGUGGUGUGCUCGCCUACUUGGUGUGUCAUCAGCAUGGCUGACCUCACCUCAGAGAUCUGGGUCUAAAGCACCAUCACCUGACAUUAUGCCUUAAGAGGCCAGGUAGAUCACACAAGAGGGGAGUGGGUUGAGAUUUCUGUGCUAUGAAAAAAGCCAACACUUGGUCUCAGUGUGGGGAAACCACAGGAACUGAAUCUGAUGAGGUAGGAGGAAAACCUGGAUAGUGUCUUGUCACUGAGGUAAUGCCAACAUUAUGUUAAAUGUUGCUGAGGCUGUCAACAAAAUGCGGACAGAAAAAUGAUCACUGAAUUUAACAACUACCAAUUAAUAACUACUUCAGUCAAUAAAUGUUCUUCUAUAAUAUCAAUUCGAAUGGCUGCUUAGAAUCCCAGUGUAUGGCUCUACCCAAAUCUGCUCAACCAGUCCCACUGUUGAAUUCUUAGAUUCUUCCCAAACCUUUAGAAUCAUAAUAGUGCCUUGAGCAUGUUUUUAGAAUUGGAAUUUCUGCAUUAAAAAAAGGAUGCACAUUCUAAAGGCUUUUGACAUAGAUACCAAACUACUUUCUAGAAAAAUUUUAAUAUAAAUUCUACCACCCCAAGGAAAUAGAGUAAUUUUUUUUAAAGAAAGCCUUUUCCAUUUUUAUAGGUGAUAUGUGGUAUCUUAUAUUUGCAUUUUUAUUAUUAACAAAGUAAUGUUUGCUGAUGAUUGGUUAUUUAUGAAUAACCUGCACAUAACUCUCACACCAAGUGAGAGUUGUAAAUAGGGUAAAUUGGUGAAAUAUCUAGACGAGUGAAAUGUUGAUUUAGCGAAGUGAAUAAAGCAGAAAAACUUACGAUAGAAUCACAGUUUGUGACUGCUGGGUGGUGCAUUAGCUGUGUGACUUUGGUGAGGUAACUUUUCAGGUCUCAUCUCAUCUGUGAAUUGAGGAUCAGGUCUACCUUGAAGGGUUCUGAACAACGAAUAACGUACAUAAUGCUGGAAAUUACAAUUAUUAAGAUGCUUAUUCUGCAGAGGUAACUGCACACGGCACAGGAAUCUAAAGAACGUAGGAUGUUGGUCUGAAGAAACUAAGGCUAUUUCUGUCAUUUCCAUCAUCCCUGUUCCUGCCGCUCCUCCUGGGUGUUGGUGGUGUCACUAUGGCAACGAGCACGCGCCGCACAGGCUCAGUUCUGAAGCGGUUACAGACCUCCGCCGCCUCUCUCUCCGCAGACUAGCGAUUUCACCGCUCGUCCCACCCACUAGGUCUCAGAUCCAUCUCCCUUGGCCUCCGCGCAAGGAGCCGAAGGGCAGCAUGGCCAAGGCGGCAGCCUCUUCGCCGUUAGAAAACUUGGAUCUGAGUGGAGAGGAGGUCCAGCGGCUCACCUCCGCCUUCCAGGACCCGGAGUUCCGGCGACUGUUCUCCGAGUACGCCGAGGAGCUCACAGACCCUGAGAACCGGCGGCGCUACGAGGAGGAGAUCACGGCGCUGGAGCGUGAGCGCGGAGUGGAGGUGCGGUUCGUGCACCCGCAGCCGGGCCACGUAUUGCGCACCAGCCUGGACGGGACCCGGCGCUGCUUCGUGAACGUGUGCAGCAACACGCUGGUGGGCGCGCCCAGCAGCCAGCCGGGCUCUGGGGGCGCGGUGUCCGGCAGCCAGUGGUCCCUGCCCUACAGCCUGGCCCCCGGCCGCGAGUACGCUGGGGGGCGCGGCACCCGCUACACUGUCUACGACGUGGUCUUCCACCCAGACGCGAUCGCGCUGGCCCGGCGCCACGAGCGCUUCCGCCAGAUGCUGGACGCCACGGCCCUGGAGGCCGUGGAGAAGCAGUUCGGCGUGAAGUUGGACCGGAGGAACGCCAAGACCCUGAAGAUCAAGUACAAGGGGACCCCGGAUGCCGCCGUGCUGCGCACGCCCCUGCCCGGAGGCGCGCCGGCCCGGCCCGAAGUGGAGCCGGAGAGCUGUUUCCCCGAUUUCCCCUACCCCUACCGAUACCCGGCGGCCGGCGUGAGCGCUGCGGUCCCCCGGCCCCAGGAGCCCUCCCCUCCGGAGGCUGUCCGGCAGCCCGCCCCCACCGAGCCUCGAUACAGCGUGGUGCAGCGCCACCACGUGGACCUCCAAGAUUACCGCUGCUCCCGGGACUCGGUGCCCGGCACCGUGCCCCAAGAGCUGGUGGUUACCAUCGAGUUGCCGUUGCUGCGAUCUGCCGAGCAGGCGGCGCUGGAGGUGACGGGGAAGCUGCUAUGCCUUGACUCAAGGAAGCCCGACUACCAUUUGCGACUCUCGCUCCCGUACCCAGUGGAUGACAGCCGCGGCAAGGCACAGUUCAACAAGGCCCGGCGGCAGCUGGUGGUCACGCUUCCCGUGGCGCCGACCGCCUCGCGCCCGGAGCCCGCCGCGUCCCCGGAAGAGGCAGCCGACCCGCCAGGAACUGACGGCGCGGCCUGCGCUUCCGCUCGCCGGGGGGAGGCGGGCCCGGCGGGGGUUUGUGCUGGAGACGCAAGCUCAGGUCCCAGCCGAACCCGGGCUGCAGACGCCGGGGUCACCACACUGGACGCUGCCGGGAAGGAGCGCGUCGCAGAAUCCGAGGAGCGGGAUUUCGGCGGGCAAGAGAUACCAACCACGGGGACCGGGGAGGAGCCGCCUCCCGGCGCCGGGAACUCACCUGGGGACCGUGGCGGAGGCGCCCUUAGUACUUCCUGCGGGGUCCUUGACGCGGGGCUUUCUGUAGGGAGCCCGAGCGUGCGCCCGACCCUCGGCGUGGAGGCGCGCGAGACCCGGGAAGGCACCGGCAGGGAGCCGGCUUGUCGAGCGAUGGGUGGUCCCGGGACCGACCGCGGGGAAGCUUUGUGUCCGCCUUUGCAGUGUAGUCAGGAUGAAGAAUCUCUGACUCUGCUCAUUCAAGUGCCUUGGAUCCUGCCUCAAAGUCUUCAAGGGGAAGUGAACUCCCUCUGGUACAAACUAUCUUUCUCUACCCAAGACUUAGUUUAUUAUUCCUUCUUUUUGCAAUUUACUCCAGAGAAUAAAUUGAGUACCAAGGAACCAGUGGUUAGCAUUUCUUCCAACAAUGCAGUGAUAGACCUGGCCAAAUCUCCAGAAUGCCAUGGAUACUGGAGAGAGUGGUAUUACGGUUUAAACAACUGUUGUUUGGAGGAAAGGUUAUUUGUCAGUGAAGACAAUGUUAAUGAGUUUCUUGAAGAGGUCCUGAGCCCUCCAUUCAAACAGACAUUACCCGUGACUCCACCAUUAAUUGAAGUUCUUCAGGUUACUGAUAGUAAGAUUGAAAUACAUGCAAAGUUGCAAGAAUGCAGUAACUCUGAGCAGCUUCAUGAAAAAGAAGAAAGAGUCCAUGAAGGAAGUCCUCUAACAGAAAAAGAAAAUAUAGAACAUGCUACCACUUCAACAACUGAUUCUGAUUCAUCUGUAGCAGUCACAGUACUAGAAGCAGACAGUUGUUCAGUUACAUGCUUGCAGCAAGGGGCUCUUGAUGUUUCUCAAAAGCUGUUUGCAAAGUCUCAGCAACCUAAGUCAGAAAAGGAACGUGAAUCUAUAAGAGACAAAAGUGCUGUUUAUGCAAAUGAAAGAAAAGAUAACUUAAAAGAACCAGUAAUAACUGAAGAGAAAGAAUUGGAUGGAAAUCACCCAUCUUUGUUACUGAACAAAACUGCAGUUCACAAUACACCUGGUUUUGACCACAUAAAGGAAACCAAUAUGCAGGAUGGUAGUGUGCAGAUCUUUAAAGAUCAUGUGACUCACUGCUCAUUCAGUUUUCAGAAUUCUUUGCUUUAUGACUUGGAUUAAUUCUGUAUCAUUUUUUAGAGGCUGAGUAAAAACUUUUGGACAUGAAACAGAUUGUUUACUAUCUUAAAACCAAAAGUAUUCAAAAAAGUAUAAAAUUAAAAUUUGUAUUUUUAUUCUUAUGGGGAAACUGAAGGUAUAUUUUGUGUGUGUACACAGUUUAUGUCAAUACAAAGCUUCCUUAAUUAUGGAAGUAAGUUUUGUGAUUCCUCUGUUGUAUGUUUUUUCUAAUGGAGAGUUAAAUGUUUAGUGUCAAUACAACCUGUUUAUAGUCUUAUUUUUGGCUUUUGUUUGCUAUUACUUUAAUAAAGUUUCAAAAUAUAGUGUCACAAAAAGUAAUUCUCAAGAAUGUAAUGAACUAAAAGCACACACAAUAGAGUGUGUGUGUUGGGGGAAGGAGAAUCUCAAAACUAUGUGUUUAUAAGUCUCACUAAAUAGGAUUUAUUCAGUAUUUAUGCUUGUCAUAGAGAUUCUGAAAGAACUUUAUUAGCCAAUGUUAAAUAAUCCAAACAAUACAAAUGCACUGAAAUUUAGCAUUUUUGCUUCAACUCUGUAUCUUAUUCUUCUCAUAUGUAAGUCACCAUAUAAAUGUGUGGGUAUAUACAUAUAUAUAAAUAAAGGUUAUUAAUGACUUUGAAAACUCAAAAUUUAAAAUAAUUUUUUGGAAAUUAGUAAAACAUUCCUUGGUUUUAUAAAAUUAGUUUACAAGUUUUAGAACAAGACAAUUUAAGAAAAUCUGAGAAUUUACUCCAGUAGGAAAAUUGUCUUCCUUAUAGUAUUACAUGAGGACAACAACAAAAGCGAGUGUUUUCUAAUCAGUUUCUUUUAUAAUACCUAAAAGAGGGCAGCAGAUGUUUUUAAUAGUUGCUAAAUUAUGAGUUGUGGAAUAUUUUAUAUAAGGCCAGAAGAAAAUUGCAAUACUUUUUUUCUCUCACAAAAAGUUUUAGGACAACACGAAAGAAAGUAUAGAAAGGAAAAUAUUUGUUGAUCCAAUUGCUGAUCCCAAGACCAUGAGCUGAUGAUGUAUUUCUGUUCCAAAGUCAGCUACUAACUCAAACCUCUGGCCUUACCUUAGUCCAGGAAACUGCCUAAUUUCUUUAGUCUUUUUGAACUAGGGAGGUCAGGUCAGAGCACCAAAAACCGAACAACCCCUGGCAGUUCAUCCUGAUAUACACUUUAUCUCCAAUAAAACCUGGACCCAACUGGGCUGCAGGCAGUAUAAAGGAACUCAUAAAACAGAACUAUUUGCGCCAUUAUAGAUGACCACAUACAUUUUUCAACCAUGACAGGAAUUAUUUGAUUCAGUAAUAAUUUUGUGACUGUCCAUUAGGGUACACAGUCUUUAGGCUGAAAUGACUAUUUGCAGUAUCAACACAGAAAUUAGUCUAUGAGUAUACUUUUGGUUGAAUGCAAUUAUGUAUGUUAAGGGAAACAUGUUAAAUAUGGAAUAAAUUUUAAGCCUGUUUCUUGUUUUAAAAAGUGCGAUUUCUGGUAUAAUAAAGCUGGCUCUAGAACAUGUU